Molecule: messenger RNA, 2002 nt
Organism: Drosophila takahashii
Lineage: Eukaryota; Metazoa; Arthropoda; Insecta; Diptera; Drosophilidae
Gene: thoc5
Product: THO complex 5
Biological process (GO): positive regulation of DNA-templated transcription, elongation; mRNA export from nucleus
Cellular component (GO): THO complex part of transcription export complex
Molecular function (GO): mRNA binding
Source: RefSeq, a predicted model, not a curated record
CGCCGCAAAUGUAAUAAAGAAAAAACACAAUCGGCUUCUCGUAAACAAUUUGCUGAAUAAAAUGGAAACAAUAUUAAAUACGCAGUUCGAGCAGCUGCAAAAGGCCAUCGAGGGGAUAAUGGAGGCGAAGAGCAAGGGGCAAUCCUCCGAUGAGGGACGCACUGCAGCCACCCUGAUGUUUGUGGCUCUGAAGCACGCCAACCGCGAGGUGAAGCACAAGAUCAAGGCUGGCCGGGAUAAGCUGCACCUGGAGAAGUGCAAGGUGGACCUCAGCCGGCUGCAGCUGCAGAAUCUGCUCUACGAAGUGAGCCACCUGAAGAAGGAGAUCGUUCGCUGCCAGAAGUUCAAGAGCAGGGACACCAAUCUGGAGCUUCUCUCGGAGACCGAGUACGCCAGCAAGUUGCCCGGAAUGGAGAACGACAAGGGGGAGUUGUCCAGCCACAAGCAGCACCUUCAUCGCCUCGACUGCGAGCUGCGUUUGCGCAAGGAUCUGGACAAGCAGUACAGCGCUCUGCUGACCUCCAAGCAGGAACUGCUCCAGGACAAUCUCAGCCACGCCCAGCGGUACAUCUCCUUUGCCCCAGCCCUGCGCACCUUGCAGGGCGCCACCAAGCCGCUGCACGAUGCCCUUCAGCUGUCGCUCGACGUGGAGUGGAAGCUGAGCGCCGUGGUCAAGUACCUGCCGAAGCCCCUGUACAUUCUGUUCAUUAUCCUGCAAUCCCUGCAACGGGCCAGCGAGACUCAGCCCUUCACCGCCGAGGUGGUGGGCUACGAGAGCGAGGCCCAAAUGCAGGAGCUGCUGAAGGAGAAGCAGUACGCAACCUUGCACCGUGGACAGAAUGACAAGGAAGCUGCAGUGGAGAACGGCUUGGAAGACGCACUCGCUCCGAAUCCACUACACAUUCGCAUGACCAUUGGAGCCGCCGGAGCGAAUCAGCUCAUCUUGCAGAUUCGUUAUUUCGAAUUGAUUAAAUGUGCCACUGUCUGGGGCCAGCUAAACUACGCCAGCAAUGCAAACGGCCAGGGUGAUACAAACUUUGUGCACCACCUUCUGCGUCAUUUGUACGCCAAUGAUUUGGGCAAUGAAAUACCCAUUCCUGGAAUUCAAUACGAGCUGCGAAACUCGGAUUUAACCUCUGAAGAAUGUGUGCGUUAUUUGAAGGCCAAAGACUUUGGAAAACCUUUCUGUUGGCUGCAAACCAUGUGUUCGAUUCCAACUGUCAACACUUCUAUGCUGUACAAUCACGAACUAAACUUGAACAAGAACACCCGGGAGAUUAUCGAUCGCAUUGCCAGGCGCUGGAACUCCUGGAUGCGUUUGAGCCAGCAGAUUCGUGGUCUGACGUACAAGGACAUUGAUUUGUAUACCCUCAAGGAGAACAUCUAUCCAGCUGGACUGUCUUGCAGCCUUGUCCAAUGGACUGCCAUAACACACGAAGAAUUUCAUUCGCAAAUUUCAGACAUAUUGAAUAUUUCGUCAGACGACAAGGGCAUUACAUACAACACUUACCGCGCUGUUAUCGUCAGGGGAUCUGCGAAAAUGGAGUGUUUUAUCAGAAUACCAAGUAACUAUCCACUGGAGAUGCCUCUGUGGAUUCUAAAUGUGCACUGGAACGGCUGUCAUACCUCCCAAAACAAUUCGGCAAUCAAGAUGAUGGAGUUCUGGACCAACUCGCUGCAACCGAAGCAGUUGGAGGCCAACGAGCGCAUUCUGUAUGCCCAGCUUUUCCGGACCAUCUACAGCUUUGACAUAUUCCUCGAAACCGAGGGCUCCAUGCAAAGCACCGUCGAGUACAACAAGGAAAAGCCUUACAUAAGUGCCUUUGCCAAACGGAGCCGCUCGCGUCCAUACAAGUAUAUCAAAAAGGGAUCGGUGUAUGCGUUCAAGCAGUGACGGUUCGAAAUCGAAUGUGUUACAAAGCUUCAAUGCAGUUACUAAACAUUUUCACAGUUUCCGUUUAUUACGUUUAGUAAUACAAUAAAUAAGUAACAUUUAAAGCUA